This is a messenger RNA of Melanotaenia boesemani (Boeseman's rainbowfish), 2375 nucleotides long. It is a transcript of the gene lrrc42, whose product is annotated as leucine rich repeat containing 42. The record is from RefSeq and is a predicted model, not a curated record. Lineage: Eukaryota; Metazoa; Chordata; Actinopteri; Atheriniformes; Melanotaeniidae. Gene Ontology annotation, molecular function: protein binding. The coding region runs from base 240 to 1487 and encodes 415 amino acids. The transcript has 7 exons.
GGAGGAGCUUCAUGUACUUGGAAUAAAACUACAUUUAGAUUUUUAGAUAUCUACUUUUAAAUAGACAACAUUGCGUGAAUGUGUAGCCAAAUAUAAACGAGUUAAUUGUGGAUGUUUUUUUUUUAUUAUUAUUUAUUUAAUUAUUUUUCAAAAUCAAGGUCCUGCUAAGCUAGCUAUUUCAUUCAGCGCUCUCGUGCGUUUGUGUUAUGUUUCAAAUGUAAGCUCAUGAAACUUUUGCAAUGGAUAACAGCACCAUUUAUGUUCGAGAAAAGGGUAGCCUUCGUCGGGUCGGUGGCAUAAUCCUGGCACAACCUAAACUGGCGUCGUCAUGCAGAAGGACAAAUCCAUUUUUGCUUAGGAAAGAGCAUUACAUAUUCACCUACAAUGAAGAAGGAAGUUUGAGAUAUACCACUAAAUCUCUCUUUGAUAUCACUCUCUUGUUUGUUGCUGACAACAUCCACCAUGUAGACUCUCUGGUUGGCUUCCCAGAGCAAAUAGGUGAUAAACUUUUUGUAGCAGCAGAGGAAAGUCGUGUAUUUUUAAACCCAGAUAUUUCUCCAAAAGUUCUAAAGUUAUUCAAUGAUGCGUAUGGAGAGAUGGUGCUUGGAUCUCUUUGUUUAAGAAAUAGGUUUCCACUCCUGCAUGAGCGAAUGGAGGAGAUAAGAACUUUUCAUAGUUUGAAGUCUCUGGAUUUGUAUGGCUGCAAACUGGGUGAUAAUCAUGAGCUUUUCCAGCAUCUGACAUCCACCUCAUUGGCAAGCAGCCUCACCCAGCUUUUUAUUGGUGGUAACGGUCUGUCAGAUGCUGGCCUGCAAAGACUGACAGCACCUAUCCGAAUAAUGCGGAAGGGACUGGACCAUCUUCAGCUCCUGGAUGUUUCCCACAAUCCCCUCACAGACAGGGCUCUCAGAUACCUCACAUGCCUCCCAAAACUUGAAAAGCUUGAUGCGUCUGAGACCAACAUGAAGCUUGGCACAAGAUUAAAAGAAACCAUAUGGAGCCUGUUGGGUCUAAUUCAUUCUGAGAAACCAUUGGACACCUUUGAUCACACAGGAUGCAAAACGGAGGGUUGGGCAGAGCAGGUUAUAAAUCAGUGGGAAAUAAAUGGCUCACAAAUGCCAAAGCAGAAGAAAAUUGAGGACUCAAGGAUAGCAGCUCUUCGCUUUUUUGGCAGGCAGAAGUUUGUCAGAGAUGUUCUGAACGCAGCCCCCCUGGUUGGUGAUGGUGAGGAGGCUAGCAGUGAGAAACUCCAUUUCUGCAGACCUGCAACAACCAACCAAGAAACAGAGAAACAAAUUUCUUCAACAACAAACGGUCACGUGAAGUCUCUCUGCUGUAAUGUCAAAAAAAGAAAGCAGGAGCCUGAAAAGGGUGAUGCAUCAAAUCAAACACCCCCGACAAAACGUCCAUCUCCAUUAGCUCUUACUGAGGAGGAGAUAGACUUGUUGAACAGCUACCAAGGCACACACCAGAGCAGGAUUCCCUAAAAGAGAAAGUGUGGUAGUAUUUAGCUUCUUAAUUACCAGGAUCAUCUCCAGAUGAUUCACACUUGUGUUCUGUAGAAAGUCUUUUUCCUGUGACACUGUUUAUAUUUUCGUUUUAUAAGUAAAGUUUUGCCUUAACAUGUUUUUUCAGAUGGUUUUGCAGUUUGGAAACAGUAAAAUAAAUGUGAAUGAGUAUAAACACAAUGUUCUAACUGGACAGCAAUCUCAUUGUCCCAUAAUGCUCCAUGCAUUACAUUUAUACCAUAUCUGGGAGCAUGGUGAGAGUAUUAAUUUUUUGCUUGUUCUGAGACAACACAAGUCACCUCCAGAGAUUCAGUAGCAGGUGCUGGGAUGUCUAUUAAUCUUCCUUCUUUCUCACUGCACAGUUUUCACUGUAUAUUUAUAUUUCAAACUUGAGGCACCGUUUAGAGCUUAUUUUGAGACUUCAUACAACCACCUAAUUCCAGCAGCACUCCACAAGACCUAAAAACAGACUUUGAUGUGUAAAAUCUAUGAAGUACCUCUCAAAAUCAAAUUACAACACAGCUAACCUGAAGGCUUAGUACUGUGCCAAAACAGAGUACAAGAAGGUGGACUCAGAGGACUAAUAGGGCUCUCUAGAGUAUUCAGUCUCCAAAUGCAUUUAGUAAGUGCUGUGUAAUUGUACUCCAAAGUCAUUUAAGGCAUGAAAUAUUUGACAAAGAGCCAGUGCUGAGGAUAUUUAAGCUUUAACAGCAGGGGCAUGUAACAAAAGGCUAGUUAUGUCUACAGUAAAGGAUGAAAAUCUUGCAUGUUUUGUUCAAAUGAGAAAUAACUGUGUGUGUUUAUGCUAAGAUCUGAUUUUGCAUAGUUGUAGAAGAGUGAUAAGGAAUGGAGAAUAAACAGUCAUCA